UUUUCCUUUUCACUUUGCUAGUAGUUUUUGCUUUUCAAAAAGCAGACAGAUAUCGCAUCUCUGAUUCUUCUUCUUCUUCUGCUCACCCCUUCUCACUUGUUUCCAUCAUCCCUUCUUUCUCUCUGUCUUUCUCUUUCUUUCUUUCUCUCUCUCUUUCUCUCUCCCACAGAGAACUCAGGCUGCUAACUCUGCAUUGAAGAAUAAACUAACAUGUGCCAUUUCUGAGACCAAUAUUCUCUCUGCAUUGUCCAAGUUUGACUUAACAGGACACUGGAAACAUGACGAGGAUAAGUCCAGAAUUUGGAGGCGAAGUGGAAAUGCAGACAAUUCGGUCACUGUCAGCUGACGUGAGCUUUGCUUGUGAUCAAUUUCCCAAAUACAAAUUAGGCCCUGAUAAUCAAGUUUUGGAGGAGAUAGAGGAGAAUGCCAAAGGCCCACCCUUGAAGGAGGUUAUCUUGCAAGAAACUACAGAGCUAACAGAGCAGCACAAGCGUCUGUCUGUAAGAGACCUGGCUAGCAAAUUUGACAAGAAUUUGUCUGCCGCUGCUAAGUUGUCCAAUGAGGCUAAACUUCGAGAAAUCGCUUCGUUAGAGGGACAUGUUCUUCUGAAGAAGCUUAGGGAUGCAUUGGAAUUUUUGAAAGGCAGAAUGGUUGGUCGAAACAAGGAAGACGUGGAAAAAGCAAUUUCAAUUGUGGAAGCUUUGGCAGUUAAGUUAACACAAAAGGAAGGGGAGUUAAUACAGGAGAAAUUUGAAGUGAAAAAGUUACUAAACUUUCUCAAACAGGCUUCAGAAGAUGCUAAAAAGUUGGUUAAUCAAGAAAGAUCUUUUGCAUGUGCUGAAAUUGAGAGUGCUAGGGCAGUUGUCCAAAGAAUUGGAGAGGCCCUUGAGGAACAAGAGCGUACUUGCCAAACUUCUGGGAAACAGGAAAUGGAGGAACUGAUGGAGGAGGUCCAAGAAGCUAGAAGAAUUAAACUAAAGCACCAGCCGAGCAAGGUGAUGGACAUGGAAUAUGAAGUCCGAGCACUAAGAAUUGAAAUCAGAGAGAAGUCCUCAAUUUCAUUUAACCUUCAAAAAGAGCUGCUAAUGAACAAGAGAGCUGAGGAAAAUAAAUUCCUGCCAUACGAGAUAAGUGGAUCUGAAACUUUAGGUUCGAUAUUACGAGUUCAACCCUGCUCAAAUGAAGCUACUGAGCUUACAAAAUGUUCAAUCCAAUGGUAUCGUUUAUCAUCUGAGUGCAGCAGAAGAGAACCCAUCUUAGGUGCCAACAAAUCUGUAUAUGCUCCAGAGCCAAUUGAUAUUGGAAGAGUUUUGCAAGUGGAUAUAACUUCAAAUGGCCAGACAGUUUCCGUGACAACUGCUGGUCCUAUUGAUCCUGCUGCUGGACUGGAGAAUUAUGUUGAGACACUUUUGCGGAAGUCAAACUCUGAAUUCCAUGUUGUUGUCUCUCAAAUGAAUGGAAGGAACUAUUCCUCGCAUUCAACACAUGCAUUUCAUAUUGGAAAAAUGAGGAUGAAGCUUUGCAGAGGAUGGAUUACGAAGGCUAGAGAUUCUUAUUCUGGGUCGAUGCAGCUAUGCGGAUUUAGAGGAGGAGGGAAUUCUGCGGCCAAGUCCUUGUAUUGGCAACCAAGGAAAGGACAAACCUUUGUUCUAGUGUUUGAAUCUGAAAGAGAAAGAAAUGGAGCGCUGAUGCUUGCCAGGAAACAUGCCCUUGAUUCCAAUGUCAUGCUUGCUGGACCAGAUGAUGAUGCUUUAGUGUAAAGUUUAACCAAUUUCUAAUUUUUCCACUAAUGUGAGUAGCAUGAGGCUUUCAAGUGUGAUUAUCUCCAUUUUCUUGUUUGUUUGUAUUGAUUCCACUAAUUAGUUACAUCCACUCUAGGCAAGGUUUUUGUUAGCCUAAUCAUUGGUUGUAACAAAAUCUGCUAAUCAUCAAUGGUUUAUUUCAGCUCAUUGCCUACUA
Molecule: messenger RNA, 1959 nt
Organism: Coffea eugenioides
Lineage: Eukaryota; Viridiplantae; Streptophyta; Magnoliopsida; Gentianales; Rubiaceae
Product: stomatal closure-related actin-binding protein 3-like
Exons: 13
Coding region: 279-1760 (493 amino acids)
Biological process (GO): actin filament organization; regulation of stomatal movement
Molecular function (GO): actin binding
Source: RefSeq, a predicted model, not a curated record